Molecule: messenger RNA, 1026 nt
Organism: Pomacea canaliculata
Lineage: Eukaryota; Metazoa; Mollusca; Gastropoda; Architaenioglossa; Ampullariidae
Exons: 7
Coding region: 264-905 (213 amino acids)
Source: RefSeq, a predicted model, not a curated record
UCAAUCGGUGAAAUUUAUAACGAGAUAAUGGACUUCGCGCUUGAUCUCUCUGUCAAGAAAAGCGGUUCAAAACCUGCCAAAGAUAUCUUUGAGACGAUUGGAUAUUUCUUUUUUCAUCUAAAUGAAGACAGUCUUAAGAAGAACGACAAACUGUUCGAGGGGCUUGUAGUCAAGCUCACACAUCUGUUGACAACAUUGGUGAUGAGACCUUCCUGGCCAUCUUCUUCGCCAGGCCUGUCGUUGACCACGUGUUGUGCACAGCCAUGGGCACGUCACGUGACCACGUUGUCCUUUGGAUAGAGAUGAUGAAGGCACUGCUCAAGCAUCCAACAGAAAACUGCAUGAGGGCAGUCUAUGAUGCCGUGAACGACAAAGACAAACUCCUGAAGUGGAAGGACUACCCGGCUCAAGUAAAAGAAAUCUUCGCCAUACUGAGCAAGGUAACAGUUCCAGACUGGGUGCAAGGCGAGGACAGGAAAAAAACAUUUGAAUACUUCAAAGACUUUGCAAAUCGCUUUCUAGACGGAGUGAACAAGGCCAAGCUUCAAAAGGACAUCAGAGAAGACAUGGUCUUCUUUGUCUUCCAUUGCAUAGAAUUGAAGGAUGUACCGCUAUACGCUGUAGCUUAUGAGGUAACAUCGAAACUGGAGUUCAACGGCAAGACCGACAAGGACUUGCUGAUGAAGAUAAUCCAUUUCCUUAACAGAAUUUUAUCAGAUGAGACUUAUGGCUGGCUUCAAGAAGAUUUACCGUACCCAAACUGCUUAACACAGUACAAAGACUGGCACAGUGUAUCGACAAGUUCAAGGAUGGAAAAACAUUUUCCUGGGAGGAGCUGGACGACAUGGUCAGCCUGUGUCUGCGAUGCCAGCAGGGGGCCUUCAUGCGUGACGACGACACCCUGACAGCCUACUACUCCGUCUACAUGACCGUCUCUGGUCAGCUGUACCAGUGGGUAAGUCAGCUUGCACACCUGUCGUCUCACAUGUGAUGGUCGCAAAAAUGUGUGGGUGUGUGUGUCGACCA